AAACAAACAAAAAGAGCAAAAUUUGUUAAAGGCUGCAGAAUAUAUUUUUCCUCACCAUUGCUCAGCGUCAAAGUCAUGGUUCAUGGGAAGAAGUUGGCUAAGGAGACGCUGCUGCCUUCUGUGCUGGAAGACGAUGACGCAGAAACACAAAGUGAGAAGCUGCAGCUGGGAGAGCAGAGAGAGAGACGGACAGAGGUUGACAUGCGUGGGCCAAAGGACAAACGCUCAAGUCCUGGUGGGAAUGUGCUAGACAGAGGUCAAAGAGAGGGUGAAGAGGAAGAGGAGGAGGAAGAUAAUGAAGAUGAGGAGCUUGGAGAAGAGGAAAGUGUUGUCUUUGAUGACGACUUCGAUACAGAUUUAGAGCUUGAAGAUAAGGAGGAGGCGUAUGACCUGACGGGGCAGGCGUGCUACAUGGAGGCGUGUAAGGUGUUACAGGUUGUACCUGCUUCUUACUUCCUGCAGCACAUGCAAAGUAGUGAGCUGUCUAUGAUGCAUCGCGGUCUGGGGCCGAAGGGCACCAAAGCACUGGCAGUUCCCCUGGUAACCAACACUUCAGUACUGAGGCUGAACCUGCGAGAUAAUUGGAUGGAAGGAAUGGGCGGAGCUGCCAUAGCCGAGAUGUUAAAGGAAAAUUGUUAUAUUACAGAGGUGGACCUUGCUGACAACAACCUUGGGGAUUAUGGAGCCAGAGCCGUCGCUGGUAUGCUUAAAGAGAACAGCACCCUGGUGAGCCUCAAUCUGUCAGGAAACCAUUUCACAGACCGCUCCGCUGAGCACUUCAGCCCGGCACUGAUCACCAACUCCAAGCUACAGCACCUGGACCUCAGCUACAACGCGCUGGGAGAGCGUGCAGGAAAACACCUGGGAGACUCUCUAUCAGAGAACACAGGGUUGAGAUCACUAAGUCUGGCCUGGAACUGCAUUCGAGGAAGAGGAGCUGUGAUGCUGGCCAAUGGCCUUGGGGGAAACAUUUUCCUCAGAACAGUGGACCUUUCGUUUAAUGGCUUUGGGAAAGAAGGAGCCGUCGCUUUAGGACAGGCUCUGAAAGAGAACACUGUUUUGGAGGAGUUGAAUGUGAGUAACAACCGCAUACCCCCUGAAGGAGCUCUCCGCCUUGCCAUGGGCCUCAAAGUAAACAAGACAAUCAAAUCCCUGAACAUGGGAAGGAACCCCAUUCAGAGCGCUGGGUGUUAUGGGAUCCUCAAGUCUGUACAGGAAAACCCAGAUUCAGCCGUGGAGGCAUUAGACUUUUCGGACAUCGCAGUAAACCAGGAUUUUGAAGAUCUGUAUUCGGCAGUGAAAGAAAUACUCCCUGCGCUUACAGUAAAUCAUGGGGGCAGAAUUGGCACAUUCAGGAAAGCAAAAGCUUGAAAAGUGUUACUGUAAUUGCUGUACUUUUAUGCCAGAGAAGAUGGAAGGGAGUCUUGUCAAAGCCCCGUGGACGUUUUCAUUGGCAGAUGAACCAACGGAUGGAUG
This is a messenger RNA of Plectropomus leopardus (leopard coralgrouper), 1476 nucleotides long. RefSeq names its product leucine rich repeat containing 74B (gene lrrc74b). Lineage: Eukaryota; Metazoa; Chordata; Actinopteri; Perciformes; Serranidae. The record is from RefSeq and is a predicted model, not a curated record. Gene Ontology annotation, molecular function: protein binding.